Drosophila willistoni is the source of this 833-nucleotide messenger RNA. RefSeq lists its product as uncharacterized. Gene Ontology annotation, cellular component: microtubule plus-end; cytoplasmic microtubule; microtubule organizing center. Bases 126 to 794 code for a protein of 222 amino acids. Gene Ontology annotation, molecular function: microtubule plus-end binding. NCBI's taxonomy places the organism in Eukaryota, Metazoa, Arthropoda, Insecta, Diptera, Drosophilidae. The transcript is spliced from 2 exons. Gene Ontology annotation, biological process: spindle assembly; regulation of microtubule polymerization or depolymerization; protein localization to microtubule plus-end. The record is from RefSeq and is a predicted model, not a curated record.
AGUUGCUUUGUGGAAGUAGUCAAAGCAUUUAAAAUGCUUCAAUUCGAUUUGAAAAUCUAAAUCAAAAUUAGAACUAAAAGUUUCCAAUCUACUAAAGACACAAAAAUUGAAAGUUAUUCUACAUUAUGUCGACUACAUUAAAGCAAACCGAGGUGAAGGAGAUUCACAUGUUACUUCAUUGGAUCAAUCGUUUAUUGGCUCCUUUACGUGCCAUACAUUUCGAUGAACUGAAAGCUGGUGCCAUUUGGUGUCAAGUGUUGGGCAAACUGCGUCCUGGUCUUGUACCCAGAGGAGUGGUCAAACAUUGUACUAAAUCAUCAAAGGAUUGUCUACACAAUUUCAAUAUUCUAAAGGCAGGUUUCGAGAUGGGAUCACUCAAUUGGCAUUUUAAUCUCGACGACCUUGUGGCAGGUUAUACGCCAGAGUUGCUUAAAUUGGGUCGAUUUCUACGUACUUUGGAAAAGAAAACUGACAAGAAGAGAACAAUCCAGCCAGCAGAACAAUUGGUUGAUCCUUUGCAUAAUCGGAAAUUCCAGAAACUAAGGGAAAAACUUGUCCUAUCUGAGGUUUUUCGCGUAGUCGACGAUAUGAAUGAGUUGCCCUCAAAACCAGAUGACGCCCAAAAAGAUGCCAAUAAUGCCGAAAAAGUGAAAUUUGGGGGAAAUGGAAAUUCUGAAUGUCAAUGUGGCAAUUGUAAACUAGUAAGCUGGGACUUGAUCAAACAGAUUAUUGGGAAAGAUCAACACCAUAAAUUUGAAGUCAAUGUUUUGUUUAAAAGAGAAGCGGAAAAGUAAAUCUUUGAAAGCAAAGUUUCUGCGCUAAAGUCACAGUCA